Zootoca vivipara (common lizard) is the source of this 1153-nucleotide messenger RNA. It is a transcript of the gene TNFRSF13C, whose product is annotated as TNF receptor superfamily member 13C. Gene Ontology annotation, molecular function: signaling receptor activity. Gene Ontology annotation, cellular component: external side of plasma membrane. The record is from RefSeq and is a predicted model, not a curated record. Gene Ontology annotation, biological process: tumor necrosis factor-mediated signaling pathway; B cell costimulation; positive regulation of T cell proliferation. Lineage: Eukaryota; Metazoa; Chordata; Lepidosauria; Squamata; Lacertidae.
UCAUACUUGCUCGUCAUUUGUGUAACCUGCUAUCUCGUUAAGCCUUGAUAAUCUGGGGUUUCCCUUCCUUUUCUUUCUUUGAAGACUGAACCAUGUUGCAGAACAGAAGCAGCCACUCAGGUGCGGACACCACCUGCUCUGAGCCUGGCCUCUGCUACGACCGCCUGACCACCCAAUGCGCACCUUGUGUGAAGCCAGCAAGGCACUCUAGGAGCGACAUCUCUUGCUCUCUGCCCGGACUCUGCUAUGACCAUCAGAGCAAACAAUGUGUACACUGUGGACCCAGAAGCACCUCCUGCCAUCUCCCCAGCCUCUGCUAUGACCGCCUGGUUGAUCAAUGUGUGAGCUGUGAAAAGAUGCAGAGGAACACUGAGAAGGAGACAACAGCACCAACACCUCAUGCUGCAGACCCAGCUUGCUCAUCUUUACUCUUUGGAAUUUAUAUUGCCAUGGGGCUAGUCUUGAUACUGGCUGCAGUGCUGUGCGUUGUAAUCCUGAAACAAAAGAGGAAGAAGAGGAUGCGAGGAGCUGAAAAGGAGAAUUCUACAGAUUUCAGAUGCUGUGAAGAGAGGAAUGCUGAAGAAAAUGAGAAGUGCGUCAUUGCCUUUGAAAAUGAACCUCCCAAAGGCCACAGUUGCAGUCCAGGAGAUGGAGAUCCUGAAAUACUUAGGUGCCCACAUUCAAAUGAUGCUUUAAGCACUGCCAGAGAUGACACCUCAAAGAGGGAAGUACAGCAUAUUGCUAUGGCAGGAAGUGACGUCACAGAGGCAGCUUCCCUGACUUCCUGUGAUAAAAAAUGCAACCCCACCUUUCCACUGCCGGCAACAGAACUUGGGGCAACUGUGUUGGUGACCACUAAGACUACUCAGGAGAGCGUCAUCUGGGACGAGGAGUCGUCAUCAUAGCAACAAGUUUUAGAGGGGAGAGACUUGAAGACUCUCCCUCAAGCAUCAUAAAACCCCCUUUCAACUCAAAAGAGGAAUAGUGGAUGGACAGAUUUACAAAGGGCUUGCCUCAUUGUAACUGGAAGAGAGUUUGUUAUUUCCCACAUUGUACAGAUGUUGAAGCAGUCUUUCAGCUGCCAGAAACUCCCAGCAAUUGCUUUAAGAAAGAGGAGGCUACUGGGACACUUUAUACCAAGACUUCAAGCCUG